GUGUCCCCAACCCCUGGUGGUGUCCCCAGUUCCUGGGGGGGUCCCCACCUGUGUCCCCAUCCCCCUUGCCAGUUGCUCGGCGCUGCGCAAGAACGGCUUCGUGGUGCUCAAGGGCAGGCCCUGCAAGAUUGUGGAGAUGUCCACCUCCAAGACGGGCAAGCACGGCCACGCCAAG
Messenger RNA from Chaetura pelagica (chimney swift), 175 nucleotides. RefSeq names its product eukaryotic translation initiation factor 5A-1-like. Gene Ontology annotation, molecular function: translation elongation factor activity; ribosome binding; RNA binding. The transcript has 2 exons. The record is from RefSeq and is a predicted model, not a curated record. Gene Ontology annotation, biological process: positive regulation of translational elongation; positive regulation of translational termination. Lineage: Eukaryota; Metazoa; Chordata; Aves; Apodiformes; Apodidae. The annotation marks the transcript as partial.